AUGGCCAUCGAGAUCCUUCCCCUCACAAAAGAGGACAUCCCCUCGGCCGUAGCAUGCAUACAGAAAGCGUUCGCCGACGACCCGUACUUUCACUGGGUAUUCAACAAUAAAUCCGGGUUCAACAUUCACCGCAACGCUGCCUCUCUUGCUGCACACUUCCUCUACGGCCUUUCCUGCAACGAGCCUAUUUUCGUGGCCAAAUACACCACCAACACCCCCAGAGACAAGAUUCCCACCGAUUCCCCCGUCGUCGGAGUCUGCUGGUGGUACAGCCCGCAACCCCCGUCCGAGCCUGUCCCCUGGUCCGUCUGGGCGCAAGACUGGAUCCUCUCCUUCCGCCAGCUGUACAAUAACAUCCGAUUCGGUGGCCGAGGUGGCCUUAAUGUCCGUCGUUACUGGCUCUGGAAAGCCCGACAACAGGAGACUCACGACCGAGUUUGGACUGAUCCCCGCGGCUACUACUUCUGCAACGUGAUCGCGGUCGACUCCUCGAUGCGAGGAAUGGGGCUGGGUCGGAAAUUGGUCGAGGUAGUUAGUCAACAAGCUGACCGAGAGGGCAUGCCUUGCUACUUGGAAAGUUCCAAGGGGUUCCCGAACCUGAUGAUCUAUGAGAAAUUGGGGUUUGAGAUGGUCAGUGAGAUUGAGUGUGUGGACGGCAAGGAUAAAUGCAAGGUAUGUGAGACUUUUCAGCUUUUGUUGGGUUUCUUAUGUCGCCGUGUGGGUGGGCUAAUGAGCACAGCUGUAUUGUAUGAUCCGUCAGCCAAAGAUAAAGGCGUAGAUGGGAUCGUAGAUGUAUGCCUUAUUAUCCAAAUAGCAUGCAACAUCCAUGUCUACUACUACCAUCCCUACAGUGAAAGGCGUUCAACUCCCAAGUAUAUCGACGCUAUUUGA
Molecule: messenger RNA, 891 nt
Organism: Aspergillus luchuensis
Lineage: Eukaryota; Fungi; Ascomycota; Eurotiomycetes; Eurotiales; Aspergillaceae
Product: GNAT family N-acetyltransferase
Exons: 2
Coding region: 1-891 (296 amino acids)
Molecular function (GO): acyltransferase activity, transferring groups other than amino-acyl groups
Source: RefSeq, a predicted model, not a curated record